UGUUUCGGGCGCGCUCGUUGUUGUUGUUUUCGUAAAUUUUCGGGAUUAGAAAGACCACAUCAAGUGUUAUACAACAAUGCGGAAUCGAUAAACUUUGGCUAAAAAUGCCUUGAAUUUCAUUUUAUACCAAGCUCAAUCACACGCGAGAGCAAAAGAACCAAGUAUUUAGCGAUGGCUGGAGCCGCAUUAAAACGUCUCAUGGCCGAAUACAAGCAAUUAACUCUAAAUCCACCUGAAGGCAUUAUCGCAGGUCCUGUAAACGAGGAGAAUUUUUUUGAGUGGGAAGCCUUGAUCAUGGGUCCUGAAGGCACACCUUUUGAGGAUGGAGUAUUCACAGCAAAAAUUGUCUUUCCAACUGAUUAUCCACUAAGUCCUCCAAAAAUGAAAUUUGUCUCAGACAUGUUCCACCCUAAUGUUUACCCCGAUGGCAGAGUGUGUAUUUCAAUCCUCCAUGCACCUGGCGAUGACCCAAUGGGUUAUGAGACGAGUGCAGAAAGAUGGAGUCCUGUUCAAUCUGUGGAGAAAAUUUUACUGUCAGUUGUUAGUAUGCUAGCAGAACCAAAUGAUGAAAGUGGAGCAAAUGUAGAUGCAUCAAAAAUGUGGCGUGAUAAUCGCGAGGAAUUCAAUAAGAUUGCACGAAGUCUUGUCAGGAAAAGCCUGAACUUGUAAUAAGUAUUCCAACAAAAAAUUGUAAAUAGCGUAUUUGAAAUUGAUAUUUUUGUUCAAACAAAUUGACGCAGCAAACAAACGGGCCGUUCUAUCGAGUACGAGUUUGGCUCCACCCCGGCCCAGCUUGCCUUUCUGUCGUUGGGCCUUGGGGUGCGCUUACGUUUAACGAAAAGCAGUUUUCCGGAGAUUUCAGAAUUCCACUAGACGAGUCUAGGUAUUCACAAUAUUUCAUCUUGGACUGCGAGGAGAGGGGGUCAAAACGAUGAGAGUAGAAAACAUUUAUGAAAACACGCUCAAAAAACCAUGCUUGCGACCACAUUACUAUUAGCCGUAGUGUGCCGGGAGCAAUUAUAGAAUACCUGGCCAACCCAACUAAGCCUUAACAGUGAAUGUCAUAUAGUCUUCUAGAUAUACAUGUACCUUGUUUUAUGUUACUUAAUCCGUGAUUUGGACUUCCAGAGAACAAGAAUAAACACUAUUUUUAAAGAACAGGGUAGUUCUAUACUCUAAAAUUAAUCAUCUAACAGGGGCCGGUUGUAUGAAAG
Dendronephthya gigantea is the source of this 1214-nucleotide messenger RNA. RefSeq names its product ubiquitin-conjugating enzyme E2 G2. NCBI's taxonomy places the organism in Eukaryota, Metazoa, Cnidaria, Anthozoa, Malacalcyonacea, Nephtheidae. The coding region runs from base 172 to 669 and encodes 165 amino acids. The transcript has 7 exons. Gene Ontology annotation, cellular component: endoplasmic reticulum; cytosol. The record is from RefSeq and is a predicted model, not a curated record.